UUUUACUACGAGGUAAACCAGCGCAGGCUUAGAGUGAGUAAAGAGGUCAAACAGCUGCGUUCGUUCUGCAGUUGUUCUACUUUUUGCUUUAUUGACGUUUUCCACCCUGCCAGCCAUGGAAAGGCGACGGACAUCAGUUUGGGAGAGAAAGUCUAUAAUUUGGAUUUUCGGUUUUCUGUUUGCUGUAGCUGGAGCUGAGGUGGAAAUGCACCACGCCCAGUCUCCACUGACUGUUUCUGCUGCCCACCUGUACUACACCUGUCCAGAGGGGGUGACUGCCAAACUAGUGUGUAACCAGAAAAAUGGCAAGUUAUAUCCUGAAGAUUUUGUAAGGCAGCGCUGGCUCUUCACACCCCACGCUGACUUGCAUUGUAAAAGUGGGCAAGGCCCACGCAAUGUAUCUCACACUCGAAAAGACCAAGUCUUGCCUCAAGGAUUGCAGAUGGGUCACACAGAUAGUGAGAUGUGGGUGAUUCUCAAGAACGUGACCUAUGCCGACCAGGGUCGCUACUGCUGCAUGGCCCUAGAGGUUAAGAACGAUCACAACCAUCCGACAGUCGUGCAGAAUUCCCACAGCCACAUUAUUCUUCACGUUACACCAAGGAGAACUGGGACAACCGACUGCACUCUCUUGGAUCCCGCACUUCCUCCAGCGGCUUCGGUGCCCAUGGCCUUGGCUUUAGCAGCUUGCAUUUUGGCUCUUCUCUCUCUGCCUCUUAUUCUGGUCCUGGUCUACAAACAGCGGCAGAAUUCCCACUCAAACAGGCGUGGACAAGAGCUGGUGAGGAUGGACAGUGAGGCUCAGGGCCAUGAGAAUCCAGUGUUUCUGGGAGGAUCCCCGCAGACAAAGACCCGUACUGUUUCUCAGAUCUUGACCAGGCAACCCUCUGAGACAGGUCGCCGCUUGUUGUCUGACCCAGGAACGCCCCUCUCUCCUCCCACACAUGGGGACGUAUUCUUCCCAUCUGAAGACAUCAUCCCAGAGUCUCCAGACCUGGUGCAGAUUUAAAGCUGAUUCUGCACCUAAACUGCUGACCCAGAACGACUCCUGCUGCUCUCCUGUUCUUGCCUUCAUUUUAAUACCAAUGCUAUCCUCAUGAGCUGUCUCACAGCUAUAAACACAUAUUGUUCCUGUCUGGAUUUGUCAUCUGAAAAUUGUCUGGACUGAGAGAGAGGACGGCUGCAUUUCUGAUCCACAUACCAUUUCCACCUGCAACAACAGCUGCAGGCCAAACGUGAAGUUCAGUUAAUAUGUUUCAUCUGAUCUUUAGUCCAAAUCCUCACAACAGCUCAUAGCCUCUCAGAUAUCUUGCUCUGGCGGUGUCUUGACUAACCUUAUAAGUGGUGAAGUGGGGGUCUUGCUGUAUGCAGGGGAGAAGUGAUAUAUUAAACGUUUUCCAUGCUGCAACUGUUAACAGGGUUGAGACAAAAAUCUAAGCAAGUUCUACUGUGCUCUUAGAUCCCUACAGAGUCCAAAUACAGCACCUGAUCUAUGUUCUAUGUCACUAUGUGAACUUUGUAUGUGUCCAAAUUUACAGUCAGAUUUUUUUUAUUGUAAAUGCAGCAGUUUUCUUUGCUGGUCAUUAGAGAACUGUCAGACAAGCAGUUUCAUAAAAUGACUUGCCAUUAUAUAGAUUUGACUUUCAUGUGGUUUACAGCAAUCAUACAAAAAGUCUUCUUAGCCCCGAUCAGAAUACUUAAAGCUAGGACUUAGACACCUUCUGGCUAUCGUUCUGUUUUCUAUGAGGAGUUAUCGUAAACCCGCCACCGUUACGUUUCUGAGCCGUCAAGCACAGAAUCAACCGUGCUGUAACAGUGGACUUAUGUAAGGGUUAGCUGGCAUUGCUGGCUUGUAGUGACAGCCUCUUUCACAAAAUACUUCAAGCAAAGAUUUAGACACCUUCUGACUGUCUGGGUGUUUUCUAAAGGAGAGAAGAGGAAUGAGGAGUUAAAGUCAAGCCACUGCUUGUAUGAAUCUGAGGUAAUGACGGUGCUGAAUGGUCAACUUUACAAACGAUUAACCGGCUUCGUGACUUGAGGAUCAAACAAAUUAUGCCAGGAGUUCUGGCUGUCUGUGUUUUUUUCCUGAAAGGACCAAGGUGGUAGGUGAUGAGGCACAAAACCAAAUAUUCUCCUAAAAGUGGCAUUAUAUUCCCUUUUGGUAUGAUUUCUUCUCUGCGUUGCUUUCUUUCUUUGUUCCUCUAUGCUACCUCAGACACAUACCACUUCUGUUUUCCUGAAUACUCGCCUUCCGUCCUGUACUUUCAGAACUGCACCAUUGCCUUAAACUUUCUUGUAUAUUGCUGAAAAAUAGAUGUACCUUUUUUUGGAAGAUUUUAUUGUUGUCUCUGUAUAUAAUUAUGAAGAAAAAAUAUGUUUUUCUCUGGAAUGUAGCCACACAGAUACCACCAAAACUUAAAUCUUCCAGGAGUUGAACUCACUGCCAUUAAGACACUUCCUCUGGAUUUCACUGUGUUUGUGUUUAUCAGGGUAAAGGUUCGAUCCUAUUUUUCUAUGUGUGCAAUGAAGUCUGAUAAGCCAAAACUGUUGAAAAAAUAGAGAGAUAGGUCUUACAUGCUAAGACCAGUCCCUACUAGAUCCAGUUCCAGGAUCUAGUAGGGACUGGUCUUAGCAGUCCGGGGGGGGGAGGGGUUGCUGCAGGCAACAACGAACCCCCCGUGUCCAGUGGACUGGGGGGGGGGUGUCUACAAAUGAACCUGUUGGUUCACUUGGGCACCGGAUAGAGGAGGGGGCCCAGUCUGCAGGGUGGAAGCAAUGCCUUGGAGGGGAGAGACCCAGUCAGACUUCCAGUGGAAUGAAACUGUGUUGCCAACUCCAUUGUUGCUGCAUAACCCCCCCCCACACACAUCUCAACUACCCCUGUCGUAGAGUGUGACAGGAACAUGGCUGUCCUGGCGGGCCUGGCUAGGUCCACAUGUGACCUGGUUAACCCAUUGGUGGUAUUAUUGUUAAACUGGGGCCAAACAUAUACAGCUGGUGCUAAGCCAAAUCAGCUGAAAAAGAACAUGUUUAAACAGGUUUAUAGGACAGGGUAAUCCUUUGUUUUAAGAUGUGAGCCUGCUUAAGAGUUUGUGAAUGUGUAUUUGUAAAGUAGGGAUUAAAGUUUUAAGAAGUAAUUUCUGGUUUCCCUGAAAAAUAUUAAGCGUAUACUUGGUCACUUUCAUGUUGUAUCUGUGUUUUUAUACUGUAAAAAGCUUGCAUGAGGGCAUAUUUCUCGCUUUAAAUGGUCCUCUCUGUAGCCUGUACAAUAAAAGUGGAACUCUCAAAGCCUUAAA
Molecule: messenger RNA, 3296 nt
Organism: Girardinichthys multiradiatus
Lineage: Eukaryota; Metazoa; Chordata; Actinopteri; Cyprinodontiformes; Goodeidae
Gene: vsir
Product: V-set immunoregulatory receptor
Exons: 7
Coding region: 116-1009 (297 amino acids)
Biological process (GO): regulation of immune response; negative regulation of CD4-positive, alpha-beta T cell proliferation; positive regulation of regulatory T cell differentiation
Cellular component (GO): plasma membrane
Source: RefSeq, a predicted model, not a curated record